Rhagoletis zephyria (snowberry fruit fly) is the source of this 1799-nucleotide messenger RNA. Its product is annotated as beta-1,3-galactosyltransferase 6-like. Gene Ontology annotation, cellular component: Golgi membrane. Lineage: Eukaryota; Metazoa; Arthropoda; Insecta; Diptera; Tephritidae. Gene Ontology annotation, molecular function: galactosylxylosylprotein 3-beta-galactosyltransferase activity. The record is from RefSeq and is a predicted model, not a curated record. Gene Ontology annotation, biological process: protein O-linked glycosylation; glycosaminoglycan biosynthetic process.
ACAUAAUUGUUUCCCUCUUUCACAACAACAGGCGACGGAAGUUAAGUGUUGCCACACCAACGUAAUUACUUUCGAUGUGGCACCACUGUUUUCACUUGGGCCAUUAAAAAAAAUGAAAAAUCGGUAACAAGUAGAUUUCGCACAUUGUUUUAAUAAAAAAGUGUCAAUUAUAAGCGUUGCCAAACGAAAAUUACACGCACGUCAGUAUCAGCAUGUAGAAGCAAGGCAAUAUUUAUUGGCACAUACUCGUACACACAUCCGCACUUUCGUUUGGUUUUUCUAGGGUGCGGAAGGACAACAGCUUCACAAUUAUCCGUUCAUCCGCUCGUUCGCUUCAGACACGCAAAACGGAGCGUGAAAAUGAAAUAAAAAAUGUCACGGCUGCUGUUUAUUCUCAAAAAAUGAAGCGCUUGAAUAAUCUGAUAACACUCUUUACUGCAAUGGUGGCUUUUUUCUUUGGCUGCUUCUUAAGUGGCAUGCUAAAUAGCGCAGAAAAGUGUUUGACGCAUAAGAGCGGUGUCAGUCGUAUGGAGCCACAUCCAGAUAUUUUCUUGAUGAUAUUGGUGGUUACAGCUCCAAAGAAUGUUAAUCGGCGACACAAGCUGCGUCAAACUUGGUUGAGGCUUGGGCAACCGCUCGAAAUGCCUUACUACCCGGAAAGCUUGAUAUAUGUGCCCAAGUAUGCUGAAAGUGGUCAUUUAAUUAUGGAAAGCGUGACGGACCAAUCGAAUCGUUUGGCAGCUUACCUUCAUUGGAUCGAUAACAACAUGAAUCAUGAAGAAUUAUCGCGGAGACUUAUAAAAGUGAAACAUUUUUUUGCCGUUGGCACGGAAGGCAUGCCUGCCGGCUUACGUGCAGAGUUGGAUAGGGAGCAAAAACUUUAUGGAGACAUGUUGCUUUUACCGCGUUUGCAAGACAACUUUGAAAAUUUAACCGAAAAGAUGUUACAUUCUAUAGAAGCACUUACAAAUCACUACGAAUUCAGCUAUCUACUUAAAACGGAUGAUGACACGUACGUGAAGUUGAACAUUUUGCUGAAUGAACUCGUGUCUUAUGACCGUAAAUUGGUGCGAAAAACCACGAAGUAUAAUGGCCAACCAUUACCAGCUCUCUACUGGGGUUAUUUUCAAGGAAGGUCGAAUGUGAAAACAAAAGGAAAGUGGCGGGAUAUAAACUACCGUCUAUCUACCCAUUAUAUAACGUAUGCCAUGGGAGGUGGAUAUGUGAUUUCACGUAAAAUCUGUGAACAUAUUGCAACAAAUGCACAAAUACUUUCGCCUUAUACAAAUGAAGAUGUAUCAGUUGGUUUAUGGGUGGCCCCGUUACGCUUUGUCUAUCGUCGUCAUGAUCCACGUUUUGAUACACAGUAUAAACCGCGGAAGUGCCGUCGAUAUCACAUAGUACUGCACAAGCUAAACGAGGAGGAAAUGCAGCAGAUAGAUGACGGCAGUGUAUGUAUAAGAGGUGGAAAGGCAAUUGAUGACAAAGACCAAAGCAAUAUCAUUAAGCCUUAUUUCUAUGAUUGGUUGAGCCCGGCUGAUAAAUGCUGUGAUACAAUCGUAAAGUAGGCAGUAAUAAUCUUAAACAUGCAAAAAACCAAUCCGAGCAGAGGCUUUACUAUUUCUGCAUACAUACAUAUCCAACAAUUAUUUUUGUAAAUGUUGGUAAAAGUAACUUAAAGUAAGCUUGCUAUAUUAAGUGUUAAAUAAGUGCUAUAGUGUUAAGUUGAUUUUAAGUAAAAUGAACCUUUUACAUACAAUUGUUUAGAGCUAAUUUUUAAAAAUCACUUAAUUUUAAAA